AAACAAAAAAGUCGAAAAAAAAAAUUGAAUCGGUCGGUUGUGGGUGCGAAUGUGUCGGCUGAUUUUCGAUUGUUUUCGUCCACUUUGGUUGCAAGCGCUUUAAUAAACUCGUAAAAACUCGAUCUGAUAACUCCCACAAAUGCUACUAAACUCUUGACUACACUAAAGAGUAUAUAUUUUAAUUCAAAAUCGACUUCAAACAUAAGAAAACGGUCAACUACGCGUGAAUCCUUCGUCGUCGUUGUUGUUGUUUUGCGCUUGCCGAAAAAUAAAUAAGGAGGUGAAGAGAAGAAUAAAAGAAGAACAGCUAAAGUGUUUUCCUACGCCAGAGUGAAAUAAGAAGAAAGUGUUUGUGUGUGUACAGCAUCAGCAGGCAAAUACCGUUAUCAUAGAGACCCGGCAAAAACAGAAAAAGCUACAAAAACAAAUCAUGUUGAUCUCGUGCAAAUGCUCGAAUUUCGUUGCAUCAACUUCGAAAUUGCAGCGCAGCACCAGCGGUGGAGUGGGGUUCAAUUCUAACGGUAACGGCAAUGGCAAUCCAGGUGCGAGCGGGACACCAGCCGGCGAAGUCCCACUGUCGAUCCUACUGUCGCAGGUGUUUCAGCAGAAAUAUCCCAGGGAUUUCAUCUACCACAGCCAGUUCAUGGACUUCUUCAAGAACGCCCAUGGACCCAUUCCAGACCUCACCGUGUCCAUAAUCAAUCAGCGGGAGCUGCUUUAUGGCCUCACCUUGGAGGCCGCUGGCCAAAGCUGGCAGCUGAGUUUCUGCAUCAACUGCAAGGAGGUGCUGUGCGCCAAGCGAUUGACGGCCGGUGCCGGGGCCACGCCCACCCUCUACCUCAUCAACCUCAGGCUGCUGAGCAGCAGUGAGGAGCUAGCACAGCGCAGGUCCAACAAGUCAUACUCGGAGACCUUUGAGCUGCUGAUCAUGGGUAUGGACAAAGACAGUGGCAAGGAUUCGAUGCCAGCGGGAUCUACCAGUGGCAUUGCUGCCUCGGCAUCGAGCCUGAGCAUUAAGUCCAGCGGUAACUCGAACGACUCCUGGGUCCAGAGGAGCCGAAUGCUCCAGGCCUAUCAGCAGGCACGUGUGCAGGAGGAGAUUAUGGAGACGAACAGCCGAAUUGAGCGAUAUGCCAAUAAUCAGUUCCAGCUGCUGAACAGCUUCCGGGAGAAAUCGGACCAGGACUUGGCCCUGCUGCAGCGGUUGAUCCGUGAGCAGCCCGGGCAGGCCCUGGAGCUGCUGGACCGUGCCAUGCCCCCCGCCCUGGAAGUGGCGAGCAAUCAGCCGCAGAGUGCCACUGCCCGGCGAAGGAAUACCAUUAGCAGCCGGCGGGAGUUGAAUGGACCCACCACGCCCACCACCACGCUGAAUCAUCCACCCAGCUUCCUUACGCUGAACCAGCAGCCGCAACAGCAGCAGCAGCAACAACAGCAGCAGCCACUAUCCGGUGCCUCCUCGGUUGCCAGGAAGAUGUCACAUUUUGACACACCACCCGCCACCCCAGAAGCCACGCCCAUGAGCGUGGGCAAUAGUCCCACCUUCCGACAGCAAUCGUCUGGCGGUUCAGGUGGUGGUCAACCCACCCAAAUGUUGGCCACCAAUGGAGUCCCUUCGUCGCAGGCUGCAGCAGACGAUGCGGAUGACUGUCUUUUCGAUUUGGAGGAUGUGGAUGCACCGGCUGUGCACUCUGUGCCGGUGCCUAGCUAUCCGCGCAACAUGAUUUACCAGCAGCAGUCGCACCAAUCACGUCAUAAUCCGUUCCAGAAUCUGGAGCAGGAGAGCAGCAUGGGAAAUGUACUGGACGAUGAGGCAGCAGACGAAGCUGAAGAUGCUCUCGACCUGGACAGCUCCAUUUCCAUACCAUCGCGAGGUGGUCGUCCCACGCAGGCGCAGCUGAUGAACUUCGCCCGGAGCCUGCCCAUCGAGAUAGCCAACACCACGCUGGCUGAGCGAGCUGCUGGAGCCAAUAAUAACAAUUAUGUUAUGGGAUGCGAGGAGGGAAUGGACAACAUCGAUAUAGCGGCCAGCAUUCAGGCGCUGACCAAGAGCGUCCAUGGCGAGGCUGUGUUUGGAGACCUUCCACGACCCCGGCUGCGAUCUCAGAUUGAGGGCUAGCGGCGCUGGCGUGGAUUUUAGGAGUCACCACUACGUACACAUAUUUAUAUAUAUAUAUAUUAAUAUAUAUAUAUAUAUAUAUACAUAUAUCAGCUCGUAAUCUGCAUACUUUGUUAGCUUGUAGCCCAGCCGCCUUGAUUGAUUGUUUGUUUUCGCUACCUAAACUAAAUUAGUUGCUCAACGAAACAAAAGGACACAACACACGAAGCGCCUUCCACAGACAAACAAAACACAACAUGUCCUUCAUCUAACAACACCUACAUAUGAAACCACAUACGCACCACCUACCAAGUACCAACUAAGCAGACAGUUUGCAAUUUCUUUAAUAAUAUUAUCGCCUAUAAGUUUUUUUCUUUCAUUUUUUCGGAUGAUCUUCGAUUGGAAAUGUGUAUUUUCUUCGUACGACGAGUGUAGUACGGCUGUCGUUGGCUGUUGCACAUUGAGUUAACUAACUGAUACUGAUACUGAUGAUGUUGUUAGUUUAUACAAUGAAUAAUCUAGUAUACAUAUACAUACAUUAUAUAUAUAUAUAUUAUACAAAAAAUCAUAAAGAAACCAUAAAGAAUGCCAUCAGCUCCAGCUGUGACGCAAAGCAAGACGCACCACAAAGGCGUCCAAUCUUA
Molecule: messenger RNA, 2739 nt
Organism: Drosophila serrata
Lineage: Eukaryota; Metazoa; Arthropoda; Insecta; Diptera; Drosophilidae
Gene: PRAS40
Product: Proline-rich Akt substrate 40 kDa
Biological process (GO): negative regulation of TOR signaling; neurotrophin TRK receptor signaling pathway; negative regulation of protein kinase activity
Cellular component (GO): cytoplasm
Source: RefSeq, a predicted model, not a curated record